This is a messenger RNA of Rotaria sp. Silwood1, 231 nucleotides long. The record is from the annotation of a GenBank genome assembly. NCBI's taxonomy places the organism in Eukaryota, Metazoa, Rotifera, Eurotatoria, Philodinida, Philodinidae.
AUGUCUCAUAUGCGUGCCAACAUAUCAUCAUGGGUAAUUCAUGCUAAAGAUAAACAAGACCGAAUUUCAAAAGAAAGAAAAACAAUAUUAGAAAUAGUUCAAGAUAAAACUGGUUUACGACUUGAUCAAUGUGAUUCUACUUUGUCUACAACUGGUGGUACAAGCACAACUGGUGGACAAGCUCUUGAAAUUCUCUAUCGAAUGGUAUAUACUAGUUGGGGUUUUAAUUGA